AUGGGAGAGUUAGGUGGCCGAGCCACAGAACUUGGCGGCUCGGUGCCCUUAAGAGAGCAGGAACCCCUUGAUCCUGCCACGGCUGCAAAUUGCCCUUCGCUUAAUGCCGCGCCUCCUACGGAUGGCCUGAAGGAUUCGAUUUCAGUCUCUGAUGGAGUGAUCGGCAACGACGGUCAGAAUGGGGAUCCCUCGCAGAUCGAUGGGUCCCACGUUGAGGGGGCUCCAGAAAUUCCAAGAGCCCCUGGUUUACCCUCCGCAACGGAACGUUUUCUGUCACUCGAUUUUGAUUCACUUGAGAAGGCCUUAGAACGCUUCAAGUUCGACACACGCCUCGCAAUGGCUCUCAGGGUUCCCCCGCAGGCCGCCGUGCCGCCUUCGCAAAUCAAAUCAGGUCUUCCUCCUCCACCCCCUCCCCUCGACUUUCACAGAGUCUACUCGUCGGUAGACACUCUCUUGGCUGUCCACGAGCAGCAGGCACUUCAGGUGUACGCCGAGAGUUGCCCCCAGAUGUUAUCGCUGGACCGUGAAAUCGAGGGGAGCGAGCGUUUGUUGGCGGGGGUUGAAUCGCGGCUGCAUGCACUCAGUGAAGACUUGGGAGCCUCUGGUAGCAACACACGUCACGUGGAACAGCAAAGCAGUGCCCUUGCUACCCGAGCCCGCAACAGGAAGGAAGCCUAUGUGCUGCUGCAGACUUACCUACAGCAAAUAACCCUCACAAGGGAGCUCGUUAAGGCAGUCUGCGACGGGUCACUAGAGGAAGACCCGAAGGCCUUCUUGCAAGCUCUUAAGGAACUGGAGAAGAAAAUAGAGCAUGCUAAACAACCAGGAAUGAGGCAAUACAAAAGCACUGAGGCCUCCUUGCCUGAGCUAUACAGGCUGCGCGACUGUGCGGCUCAACGCAUCGUUAGUCACUUGCAACAGCGGAUUGCGCUUUUGCGCCAGCCUCGAACAAACAUUCACAUUAUUCAGAGGGGGGAGCUCCUGAAACACAAAGACCUCUACCUUUUCCUCACAGAUCAGGCACCUGCGUCAGCUGUUGCCCUCAAGGACGAAUACACCCGCGUGAUUUCCUCUGUCUACGCUUCUCUUUUCAAGUCGUACCACAACCAGCUCAUGGGGAUGCUCGCAGGCGGAGGCACGGGACAGCAGCGACGGCAACAGCAGCAAGGCCCCGCUGGAGGACCAGGUGCUCCAUGUGAGGGGCCCCAAGAGGUAGACGCCGGUGAUGCUACAGCAGCAGCCGCUGGCAAGCACUCGCAACCGUCUGCGGCUUGCACAUGUUGUGGUCCUGUGCUACACAGUCUGGGGGAUAGAGACGAAAUCCUCUCUGAUUUGGACGCGGAGCCGUUGGUCGCAGUGCAUAUGGCACGGCCCUUGGCGACCUCGCCUUCACAGGGCACGUCUACAGUCUACGGUGGCAGUUCCACCUCUGCAAAGUCUCUUGCCGGAGAAGGCGCAAAUGUUUCGCCUACUGCUACGACAACUGCCAUUGUUUCGAGUCCACCUAACGCCGUUCCUUCUACCUCCCUUGCUCAAACUCGCUGCCAAGACUCCCCAAUUCUAUACUAUGAGCAACUCUUCAGGUCGCACCAAAAGCUCCUCCUGGAUACAGCGACCAGCGAGCUGAUUUUUGUUACGGACUUCUUUCUCAACGCUGGUCAGCAGGGAAAAAAACUGUGGGCUAGGAACUCCCUUUGUGAAGUGCUACAAGGCUCAGUCGACGCGAUUGGUGUUGCACUCAUGCUUCGCAUUAACCAGCACAGCAGACAACUGAUGCAGCGGCGGAAGGUCCCGUGUCUUUCCUCUUACUUGGACCAGCGUCUGAAUGACCUGUUACUGGUGAACAUCAAGACUCUCAGGGCUGUUCGAUCCAAGGAGAUGCUGCCAGCGCCACCAGGCAGCACUGUGCCGCCUCUAACGACAGCUCCGCACCCUGUCGCACGCAGCACGUGGUGUGUGGCCACACACUUUGCUUGCAUUGCAGAACUGGCCUCAGCAUUGGCCUACCUUCAGCAGCCACUGCACGGCUUACCAGCUCUCCCAGAGGAACCGCUUAAAACGCGUCUUUCUGAGUUGCACUCUACAGCCCUCGAUGUAUUGAUGGGCCUUUCCCAGGAAUUCACAGAUAGAAGAUCUCAGCAAGUUUUCCUUUUGAACAACUACGACACCUUGCUCUCUCUGAUGCACUCACGACGCGUCUUACCGGACGUCUGCGCAACGCUGGAACACCUAUUGUGGGAACAAGUGAACGCCUAUGUGGAGGCACAGCUGAAGGAACAUUUUGCAGAUCUCGUUUCAAGUGUCCGGACAGCUGAAGAGGUUCUUGCAGCAGAACAGCCCCUCGAAAACCCUGCGCACCUCUCCGACGUGGCUCACUUAGAGCGUGCGGUGACGCAGUUCCACGGGUGCUGGCGACAGCGUCUGAGCCAACUGCAUGAGGAAUCAGUCGCUGCUUUCCCGAAUGUUUCCAAUGCCAUGGAGAUUCUCAAGCAGGUGCUAACGCAGCUACUUCUGCUCUACACGAGAUUGCAGCAAAUCGUUUCUACGUGUUUUCCAAAGCCACCACAGCCUGCAUGGGCUCGCCAGUUGGUUCCCCUGAAUACCAUUCUGACAGAGGUCAGACGGUUUUCAAGAAACAUAUAA
This is a messenger RNA of Cyclospora cayetanensis, 2643 nucleotides long. Its product is annotated as vacuolar protein sorting-associated protein 52 A. Gene Ontology annotation, biological process: endocytic recycling; retrograde transport, endosome to Golgi; Golgi to vacuole transport. Bases 1 to 2643 code for a protein of 880 amino acids. The record is from RefSeq and is a predicted model, not a curated record. The transcript is spliced from 13 exons. Gene Ontology annotation, cellular component: GARP complex. Gene Ontology annotation, molecular function: syntaxin binding. NCBI's taxonomy places the organism in Eukaryota, Apicomplexa, Conoidasida, Eucoccidiorida, Eimeriidae.